AUGGGGGCGCAUCCGAAAGACAAAAAGCAUCCUAGGUUUGGGCAUUUGCCAUUGGCGACCUCAGGGCCCCAAGAAUGUGCCUUGACUGGCGCAGCACUCCUACGCGCGCCAUACUUGAACAAAGGCUCCGCCUUUCCGCCAGAAGAACGGAAAGAAUUCAAGCUCCAUGGCCUUCUCCCUCCUAAUGUUCAGACGCUGGAGGAACAAGUCCAACGAGCAUAUGAACAGUACAGCAGCCGGCCAAAUGAUCUGGCGAAGAACACAUUCAUGACGAGUCUGAAGGAACAGAAUGCGCUCAUCGAAGAACAUCUAAAGGAGAUGUUUUCGGUCAUCUACACGCCAACCGAAGGAGAGGCCAUUGCAAACUACUCAAGAUUGUUUCGAAGACCUGAGGGUUGCUUUCUGAAUAUCGAGGAUCAGGACCGAGUGGAUGACAACAUCGCUCAGUGGGGAAACGCUGAGGACAUUGACCUGAUCGUAGUCAGCGAUGGCGAGCAGAUACUCGGCAUCGGAGAUCAGGGCGUAGGCGCUAUUCUUAUCUCAGUCGCCAAGCUUGCCAUCUAUACGCUCUGUGCGGGCAUUCACCCUUCUCGCACGCUCCCGGUCGUGCUUGAUUGCGGGACGAAUAACGACGAACUUCUGAAGGAUGAGCUGUAUCUCGGUCUACGUAAACCUCGCGUGCGGGGAGAAGAGUACGAUUCUUUCGUAGAUACGUUCGUUAAGGCGUGUCGGAAGAACUACCCAAAGGCAUACAUUCACUUCGAAGACUUUGGCCUCCCUAAUGCGCGGCGUAUCCUUGACAAGUACACGCCCAAAAUCGCAUGCUUCAACGAUGACGUCCAAGGUACUGGCUGUGUUACGCUAGCUGCUAUCAUGGCAGCUAUGAACGUCAGUAAGGUCAAGUAUGAGGAUCUAAGGGUGUUGUGCUUCGGUGCGGGCACGGCGGGUACUGGUAUUGCCGACCAGAUCAUGGAUGCUAUAGCACUAGAAACGAAUAAGUCAAAAGAAGAAGCAGGGAAGCAGAUCUGGUGUGUGGAUAAGCCAGGCUUGCUGCUCAAAUCCAAAAAGGACCAGCUCACUCCUGCUCAAAUACCCUUCGCUCGUGAUGACGCCGAAUGGGAAGACAAGGAUCACAAUGACCUCGUCAGCAUCAUCAAGGAGGUUAAACCUCAUGCUCUGAUCGGAACCUCCACGAAACCGAAGAGUUUCACGGAGGAAGCGAUUAGGGAAAUGGCGAAACACGUUGAGCGGCCGAUCAUCCUCCCACUCAGCAACCCCACGAAGCUUCACGAGGCUCGUCCUGAUGAUCUGUUCAAGUGGACUGAUGGAAAAGCCCUAAUCGCCACUGGAAGCCCUUUCCCUCCAGUCGAGCACAAUGGCACAAAGUACGAAGUGGCUGAAUGCAACAACUCCACAACCUUCCCCGGAAUCGGUCUCGGCGCCAUCCUCAGCCGCACCCGCCUAAUGUCCCCACCGCUCCUCGUGGCUGCAACCAAGGCUCUUGCCGCACAAGCGCCCGCACUUAAAGACCCGAAGGCCGGUCUGCUCCCUGACGUCACCGAUGUGCGCGAGAUCAGCGUCAAGAUUGCCAAAGCGGUUAUCCAGACUUCAAUCAAAGAGGGCUUGAAUGAAGAAAAGGAAAUCCCUGAAGACGAGGAAGACCUAGAGGAAUGGAUUCGUGAGCAGAUGUGGGACGCAACCUAUCGGCCGCUGAAGAAAGUUGAGCAUGAUGGCGCGAGUUCGCAUGCGAAGGGUGAGCAGGGUACGGGGUCAGCGAGGAGAGGUGGCUCCUGA
Molecule: messenger RNA, 1794 nt
Organism: Coniosporium apollinis CBS 100218
Lineage: Eukaryota; Fungi; Ascomycota; Dothideomycetes
Product: malate dehydrogenase (oxaloacetate-decarboxylating)
Exons: 8
Coding region: 1-1794 (597 amino acids)
Biological process (GO): malate metabolic process; pyruvate metabolic process
Cellular component (GO): mitochondrion
Molecular function (GO): malate dehydrogenase (decarboxylating) (NAD+) activity; NAD binding
Source: RefSeq, a predicted model, not a curated record